AGCUAUGUUCAAAGGCAGGUCAACAACAGACAAAAAGGUCUUUGGCAUAGACGGCCUGUCUCCUGAAAUGAUGCAGCUCAUCAUUGAGUUUGCGUACACCGGCUCUGUUUCUGUGACAGAGGAUAACGCACAGGAGCUGCUGCUAGCAACCCAUCAGCUGUACGUAAUGGAAAUUGUACAAGCUUGCAGCGAUUUCCUGGGGGAACAGCUCAGCCCAAAGAACUGCAUUGGCAUCUGGCAGCUCACCAACACCUGCUUGUCCCCCGAACUGCAGCGCAAGGCCUACCGCUACAUCACUGAUCACUUUGAGGAGGUUGUUUCCUGCGAAGAGUUCCCGCAUUUCUCUGUGCGGGAACUCACCGCCAUCCUCGGUAGAGACGACCUCAAUGUGAGAAAGGAGAGCAUUGUGUAUGAGGCCAUCCUUCACUGGAUCGCCCACGCGCCUGAAGAACGGAAAAAACACAUCGCUGUACUCUUUUCUAAGUUCCGGCUGGCCUUGACAAACAAAGAUUACAUCAACAUGAAGGUACUGUCCAAUGAGCUGGUCAGGAACAGCCCUGAGUGCAAUCACACAGUCAUAGAUGUGCUUAAAAGGAUACACAUCAUCAAAAACAGCAGCUGGUUGUCUGGGCUUCGUAAGCCUCUCACCUGCCCUCGCCUGCCUAAUGCCGUCCUGUUGGCCAUUGGAGGCUGGAGCGGCGGCAAUCCCACCAACAGCAUUGAGGCAUACAAUAUCCGCGCUGACUGCUGGAUCAACGUGACGAGCAGAUGGGAGCAUCCUCGUGCCUAUCACGGCACUGCCUUCCUCGAUGGGUAUGUCUACUGCGUUGGUGGUUUUGACCGACUGGAGCAUUUCAACAGCGUGCGCAGGUAUGACCCCAGCACACGCUCCUGGACUGAGGCAGCACCCAUGCACUGCUGCCGCUGCUACGUGAGCGUUACUGUGCUAAACGGAUACAUCUAUGCAGUGGGAGGUUUUGACGGUCACACACGACUCAGCACUGCAGAGCGCUACAGGCCCGAGGCCAACCAGUGGAGUCUUAUUGCACCCAUGCAUGAGCAGAGGAGCGACGCCAGCUGCACAACACUCCGCAACAAGGUUUACAUUUGUGGUGGUUUCAAUGGGAACGAGUGCCUGCAAACGUGUGAGUGUUACAGCCCAGAGACCAACCAGUGGACAAGGAUCACCCCCAUGAACAGCUGGCGCAGUGGAGUUGGCGUCAUUGCAUAUGCAGACCACGUCUAUGCGGUUGGUGGCUUUGAUGGUCACAACCGUCUGAGCAGCGUUGAGGCCUACAAUCCCCGGACCGACACCUGGCAUGCAGUGUCCUCCAUGAGGGGCACCCGCAGCAACUUUGGCAUCGGAGUGAUUGACGAUCAGCUCUUUGUUGUCGGGGGCUUCGAUGGCUUCACCACCUCCUUUAAGGCCGAGUACUACGACGCAACAGUUGAUGAGUGGUCUGAGGCCUGUAACAUGAAGAUUUUCCGCAGUGCCCUGAGCUGCUGCGUGGUACACGGGCUCCCCAACAUGAAUCAGUAUGCCCUCCCUCCUGACGCCCUCCCGUUUUUAUAUCUGGAGGAUGACUCGGUGGAUUCAGGAGACUCCAUCUGA
This is a messenger RNA of Dicentrarchus labrax (European seabass), 1612 nucleotides long. RefSeq names its product kelch-like protein 10. NCBI's taxonomy places the organism in Eukaryota, Metazoa, Chordata, Actinopteri, Moronidae. The record is from RefSeq and is a predicted model, not a curated record. The transcript has 4 exons. The coding region runs from base 5 to 1612 and encodes 535 amino acids. Gene Ontology annotation, molecular function: protein binding.